Molecule: messenger RNA, 8173 nt
Organism: Apis mellifera (honey bee)
Lineage: Eukaryota; Metazoa; Arthropoda; Insecta; Hymenoptera; Apidae
Gene: Sap47
Product: synapse-associated protein 1
Exons: 10
Coding region: 170-1327 (385 amino acids)
Cellular component (GO): cytoplasm; synapse
Source: RefSeq, a predicted model, not a curated record
UCCGCGCAGUUCGUGGUUGCGCGACCAUUAAAACGGACAAGUCUUUGCCAUCAUUCGGACCCAUAAGGGUUUCAGUAACGUUCGUACUAGCGUAGAGAAUAGAAAGAAGAUAUUUUAAGAUAUCACGCACAUAUUUAAGUGUGAAACAACUGUCGCAUUGUAAUUGAAAAUGUUCACUGGUUUAACGAAUCAGGUGUCUACAUGGAUGGGAAAGAAGGCAGAAGAUGCCGGCACGGAAUUACCACCUGAGGAAAAAAUUCCUGUAACUACCGAAGGAGAAGAAUUGGACAGGAAAGAUAGCCCGACCAAAAGCGGCAGCAAAUUGGACAUGCUGGUUGGUGUGAAAUCCCAGAUGACAGGCUGGUUUAGCGGUGGAAUUCCUGGAUUGAGCCGCGGUGGACAAGGAAAUGAAGGCGAAUCGCAGGGCCCUAAAACAAUGAACGGGGCCCAAGUGGCGCAAACCACCACUGAGGGUACCGUCGAACCGACGAAAGACGACGAUGCUAGUAGUAAGCGAUUGAUAAGCGCAACUGGCGGAGCCGAUAGUGGUCCUGCGAGCUUAGAAGGUUCUCCAUCCGAGGAUAAGGAAGGACAACAAGCAUUUGGAGGAGUUUCAACGAAAGCCCUGGCAGGCGCCAAGACCCUCGGAGGAUUUUUGUACAGCGCCGUGAAUAAAGCUGGAAAAACCGUGGUCGAGGCUGGGGCAAAGAUCAAGAAGACCGUCGAGGAGAACAGAUUGGUAGCCGAGCUGAACAGAGAACAGGAGGCUUUCAUUGCGAACAAGCACACCGAAAAGGGUGAGGCUGUCGCACCGUGGGUCGGUGCGCCUAACGAGGACAUACUCCGCGAGGAAUGCUUAUCUCUCUCCAUGGAUCAACGCAAUUUCUUAAAAUCGCCGCCAAAGGAAGUCGAUUUCCCAUGGGACUUCGAGGCCGUACAACCGAUGGCGCAAGCCACUCUCGCCUUGGAUCCGAAUUUGGAGAACAUGAGGUUCCAACUGGUGCCGAAAGUAAUAUCAGAGGAGAAUUUCUGGCGGAACUACUUUUACCGGGUGUCGGUACUCCGCCAGAGCCACGAGCUGAACACAAUGGCCAACCAGGCAGAGAACAACCUAAAUCAAACAUCCGCAGGAACUGUGGAUCAAGCUGAAGUUCAAGUGACCACUGGCCAGGAAAGCAGCGGAACCGUGAUGACCGGGAGUAACAGCGCGUUGGCCGAUUCGCCGGGCCACGAAUUCGUGUCCGAUAGCAUGAGGGUCUCGGACACGGACCUCGAAGAGGUCCGGGAAGGCAUGAAAAAGCUGGGGAUGCAGCCGCCUAAAGCCUAAGAAGAGGAGAAUCCCCCCGAUAUAAAAGCAUUAUCCAAAGCACACCCCUCAGAAAUAAAUACGACAAGCUUCUUUCCCCGUCUCGAAGGCCGACGUUGAGCUUUUCGGUUCUCGUCCACAAUUUCCUUCUACCCUCCUUCUCUUUUUUUUUUUUUUACUUUUCUUAUUUUUCUUCUUCUUCUUACUCGUUCCUCGCGUGGUUAAUCCCCGUAAAAUAACCGUAAUUAGAGUGUAAAUGCGAGGAUGUUCUCACGGGACGAACGAUCCUCCUUGUUUUUUUGCUUCCUUGUAUCAUUUUGCUUUCUCUCUAACGUAAUCCUUUCAAGUGUCUCUCUUCUUUUAUUCGUUUUAUUUUAUUUUAUUUUAUUUUUCCAUUAUCGUCCCCCCUCCCCAAGUCCCGAUAAGAGAUCGACAAGAUCGCCACCCGUGCCACGCGUGUAACAAUCGAUCGACGAUGUUAAGGGUAGUUUUUCGUUAUCGUUGCUAUCGUUAUCCGCCGAUAUCGUUUCGCCCGUCGAUCGUGUCGUCGUCACCGUGGUUGGUCGUCGCCUCGAUUCGAACGCGAGACAGGGAUCAUUCUUGUUUUAUUUUUUUUCUUUUUUUCCCUCCCCCGGAGACAAUAGAUUUGCGCUCGAGAAAGGAGAAAAGAGGAAAAAACGAGAGAGGGAAGAGAUAGAGAGAGGGAGAGGUGGGGAAUAUAGACGAAGAAAAUAAACUAAGUAUAAUAAAUAGCGAUCUUUUUUUUUAUAUAAAGAAAGAGACACGUCGGAUUUUGAAACGUGAUCAAGAAACAACGCGUAAAAAUCGAUGAUAGCGAGUAGCGAUUACACGCGAUUAAUGGCGUAAUGUAUGCUGAGGGGAGAGCAAUGAGAGAAUGAAUGGACGAACGAAUGAAUGUUAGUGAGAGAGAAAGUGAGAGAGAAAUUGUAAGAAUGUAACGUAGAUGCGCGAGGACACACUCUUCUUUCGAGAAAAGAACGUGAUGUAGAAGAUGAAAUAAAAGAGAGGAAAAAAAAAAUCUUUGGUAAAAAAUGAAAAGACGAAUACAAAAAAAAAAGAAAAUAUAUAUAUAUAAAUAUAUAUUUAUAUAUAUAUAUAUAAAACGUAGAAGAAAAAUCUUGUAAAAUCACACGAGCAAAGAUAUAAAAAAAAAAAAAACUCGAUUAAAUGUCUGUAUGUCUGUCCGUUUGUCUGUCGUCUGUCUGUCUUCGUUCUUAAAUUAAUAAAUAUUGUCUCUUGUCGAUUCUUUCCGUGUUGUAAAACAUUAAGGAAAUAUUAAAAACAUAUAACACAAAAGAAAGAGGGAAAAAAAGCCAAUAAAGAAAGGGAGAAAUGUAAAAAAUGAAGUGGAAAGAAGAGAAAAGAGGUGGGAAGUAAAAUAAAAUGUGAACAGAGGGGAAGGACGACGCGAAACUGUGACUCUGACUCUUGAAGAAAAGUAUUCUUUGCGCGAUCGAAAGUGAUCUUCCGAACUGAAAGAAUAAAUAGUCGGACGAAAGAAAUUUAUUAAUGCUAAUCGUAAUCAGUAUCUUCUUUAAAAAAAGAAAGAAAGAACAAAGAAUUAAAAAGAAUUAAAAAGAGAUAGAAAGGAUAGGAGAGAAGACAGAGGAAGAAGGAAAAGAAUUUACUAAAUAUUACCGUAAAAAAAGGAACUAAGAGAAAGGGUAAGAUAUAAAAUUCAUCGAAUGACAAUACAUGUUUUAAAAGAAAAUAAUUUAAAAAAAAAAAAAAAAGAAAUAAAGAAAACUAAAUAAAAUAAAUAAAACGGGAAUCGAGGUGUAACUUUCUCGUCUCGUCUCUCGUGGGUGUAGUCCUCCUCAUAGUGAUUUUCCUUCCAACUCAAUUGAACAUAAAUUUAACAAAGAGAGUUACACGCAACUGAUUCACGGUAAAAAAAAGAAAAAGAAAAAACGAACGACCGGGGGCGAUCCGUUUACACGCCCGUCCACUGGAACAAACUUUAAAAAUCGUUAUAGAAUAAGAAAAAAGGAGAAGUGAUUAUAGAGAUAAAAGUUGAAGGGAGAAGGGGAGGGGGCGGGAGAAAAUUUUUUUCUUUAAUCGAGAAAAAAAAAAGAAAGAAAGAAAGAACGGCGACAAAGGAGGAGAAAAAUCGUAACGAUUACAGAGAGACGAAGAAUGAAUGCGAGAAAUAAAUUAAUUUGUACAUUUUCCAUAUGUCUCUGGACGGACGGUUAAGCGGUGUGAACGAGCACGAGAAAAUCCGCACGUGCACCGGUGCACCUGAUUUCGAAACGAAUAAAAUGGGGGGGAAAAAGAGAGGAACAUGAAGGAGGGAAAAAAAAAAGAAGUACGAUAGAAACAAAUCGACAAAGGUAAAAAAAAGUAAAAAUAAUAGAAACGACUGGGUAACGCGCGAAGCCUUCGAUAUUCGACCAAUGCUCGCGAGGCUAUCGACUAGAUUUGACAUGGAGAGCGCGUGUAAAGACGAAUCGAUACACACACGUACACGUACACGCAGAGUUAGAGGGAGAGACAGAGUGUAUGUGUGAGAAAAAGAGGACGAGUAUCGGGUUUGUCGGUGAAAAGUUCGGUUUCUCACGAUUUUUCUCAGUUCGACGGGGUGAAUAUAAUUUCUAUUGCAUAUUAAAAAUAAUAAUAAUAAUAAUAAUAAUAAUAAAAAUUAUUGAUACGAGCUUCGGAACGAAUUUAAACGACGAUAAUAAUUAAUACACACAAGUGCAGUGUGAUGGAACUUUUGGACGAGCGAGAGGGAUUGAGUACGAGUUUCGGGGGAAAAUUAUUUUAGGGAAAUUUCCCAAGUCAAAUUCAAACGACUCGAGAGAGACUCGUAAUUAGCUUAAUCGUAUUAAGGUGGAAGGAGAGUUUAUUUCGCGGCUUCCGAUCGAUCGAGUCGGACGCGUUUCUCUCGCGGAACGAAACUUCCGGUCGCCCCUUGUUUUUUCGCCACCCGAUAGACGAUCGCGAUUAUAUUCGCGCGCGAGAAACGAUUUCAUCGAAGGAGAGAGAGAAAGAGAGAAUUGGAAUCGGUUCGCGACGAGAUCUCGAUUUAUAUUAUAACGGAGGAUAAAUAGAAUGAUCCAUCAAAUCUUCGAGGGGGAUAUUUAAUUCAAUCGCUGGCGGAUGAAGGAGGGAAAAGCGUGGCGAGGCACGCCGGGAAACCUACCUACCCCCCCGUCUCUCCGGUUCUUCCGUUUUCGCCUUUUGACCCUCCCCUCCUCCACCCCCCGUUUUCUCGGUUCUCUCCAUCCUUGCGUGUGAUUUGAGUUUUUGCCUCUCUCGCCCUUCGCCCUUCUCCCUCCUCCCGCCUAACCUCUUACGCUCCUCACCUCUCCCGACUAACACUAACACAGACACACGAUUUAAUUCUGGCACACGGAGACACACGGACACACGAGGCUCUCUCGUCGCGAGAUCGAUGUGAAGGAACAGGCUGCGAACAUUUGCUACGUACAUUGUUGGAAACAGCUCCACGCGUGGAAAAUCGUGCUCGAUUCGUGAAAUCUGUAAACACGUGAAAUAUGUACACGUAUACACGAUAAUUUCGAGUAAAUCGUACGUUAUAGAUGCAUUAAAAUACUGACACCACAUAUAGAACUGAAAAAACGGCACACAUAUACACACACACACACACACAUACACUUACACGAAACAUAUACACGCGCCAAACAAGAGGCCGCGUGGCCCGCUUGAAACUAGCUACAACGCUACUUGUGAAUCUCCAGCAGAGGAAGAUUGGGAACGCGAAUUGGAAGCGGAGCUGAAGGAUUACGAGGUAGUAACAGGUAACGAAGAGAGGAGCAGCGUGGAAACACCGGUGAGAAGCAGUGGCGCGUUGGACAAAGAUUGGGAGAAGCAGAUCGACGAGUUACUUGCCAACGAGGACGACGAGGACCUCAAGUGAACUGGGAUAUCCUCUUUGUGAAUCGGAUAGAGAGAGAGAGAGAGAGAGAGGAAGAUCUUUGUCGCGUUUUGGAUCAUCCUUCGUUUAAAGGGGGACUAGUGUGAGAGAUCGCCGGCUGGGAUUGUUGUGCGUCUUUCCUCCAUCGACUUUCCUCCUCUACUUGUUUGUAGAGGAAUAGAGGGGAUGAAAGAUUCUCGAAAACAGAAGGAUCUCGUCUUUCUACUUCCCUUUCCCUUUCGUUCUAUCCCUCUUUCGCGGUUGUUGAGACGUCGCCAUAGGGAGGGAAAAAAGAUUUCUUUUUCGAAGGAAAGAUCUGCUUGGAUGAUAUAUAAAAAUGUAAUAAAGUGUAAAAAAAAGAAAAAAGAAGGUAAGAAAGAAAGAAAAAAACGUGAGAGAAAAGACUAUGUUUCGAUACUUUUCUUUUUUUUUUUUUUCGUAUCGUUAAAACGAUUGUAAUUAAGGAUAGAGAGAUAGAAGAAAGGAAAAGGGUGUUUGAAGAAGAAGACGAAAGGAGCUGUUCCUCGUUUCCUCUUCUCCUAUGGGGUACUUUCCUCAACAACGCGUACGUUUGCGAUCCUCGAACACGAUGAAGAUAAGAGAUAAGAUUUAAGAGGGAGAAUAAAGGGGAAAAAGAGGAACAUGGGAAGAAGGUUUGUGCGAUGAUUAUAAGAAUAUUAUUUUAUUACCGAUCGAUCUCACUUUUUUCUUAAACUUUUGUCGAUAUUUUUCAUCCAUCGAUGAUCCUUUGGACGGUGGACGGGUGUGCACACGAGAUGAUACAUGCUUUUAACGCCACACUUAUGUCAAUUGUUAGACUCGUUUAUAAGGGCGAAUAUGUAAUAUUUAAAGAGAAUAAAAAAAAAAGAAAGAAAUUCUGAAGUUUUCCCCUUUGUAAUAUCGAUCGUUAUUUAAUGAACAAAAAAGAAAAAAGAAAAAAAAAAGAAUAAAUAAUUAAAUAAAAAUGUGCUAUUUCUAACAUCAAGCGUGUUAUGUAAUAUUACACAAAAUGCACUGUGCUACGGAAUAAAUAUGUAUAUAUAUGAUAUAUAUAUAUAUAUAUAUACGUAUAAAAAAUGAAUAGAUAAUAAAUGAAUGGGAAAAAAAAAAAACGAAUGCUUCUUCAUCGAGUUCGAAGGAUCGAGGACUAUCCGAAGUGACACAUUACACUGCCGUGUGCCGAAGGACACCGUUUCGAACGAUUAUUGUCAACUAUUGGCUAUAUUUUUUCCCCCUGAGAGAAAAAAGAGAAAAAAAAAAACAGUUUAUGAGCGAUGAUCACGUUUUUCCUUGAUCGUUAUUCGUUGAUCGUAGAUAUUGUUCGCCAAAAAUGAAUUUUUAUUCGAUCGCGAAGUCGCGAAAAAAUAGAAAACAAUUGGUAAAAAUCUACGCAGAUUAUUAUUAAUUAUUAUUAUUAUUAUUAUUAUCAGGCGCAUUUGUUAAUGUUGCGUCGCUAAAGAUAGAUUUUUUGCGUUAAAAUUUGUCUAAAUAUUUGUUACAUGUUACAAUAUUUACGCUAAGAUCGUUAUGCGUAUUUUAAUAUUGAUACGCAGUAUGUCCACAUGAUGUCCGGAAGGGCUCAAUUAAAAAUUAUUCAAUAGAAUUAAUUAAUAAUAAAAACGAAUCGAUGGAUAGGAAACAAACAAUUUCUCGACAUGAUUUUCUGCAACAUACCGUCCAAUUAUUUCCUCGACCUCGUUGAAAAAUCGAGGCGAAACAACAAUUCUCGUGUAGAAAAGAAUCGUGAUGGAUAAAGUUUAGCGUUUCGCGGCACGAUAUUUUAUCUUCGUUAAUGUUCGUUUCCUUCAUCAUAUGGACACUCUGUGAUCGAUAAAGAAAUAUUAAGAGAUUCGAUUGUUAUAUAUUCGAGAUGUGUAUAAUGAACACGAUAUGAAAAGAAAAAAAAAAUGGAUGAACUGUUAUUAUGAUAAAUAUUAAUAGAAGCAAAAGUCAAGAAACUAGAAAAAAAAAAAGAAACGAUUCCUGUAAAUGAUUGUUGAUUAUACAACAAAAAAAAAAAAAAAAAAAGGGGAAAAAUUCAAAGAAAGUAAGUGUCGCAUUCGAAUAAACUCGUACUUCUGAUCGUUUGCGUGCGCCACUAUGUUGAGUCCAGAUCUUUCGUCAAUUCUUCUCAAAUAUUUUUUUAGGUUAUCCUUUGUCCGUGCAUCGAUCGACUAAUUCGAUGUACAUAAGAGUAAAAGAAAAGAAUAAUGAAAAUGUAUUUAGCUUAGAAAUUUGUAAAGAAGGAAAGAACCCUUUAAGAAAGACUUGAUUCUGAGCUCAACGCUGGUUCACCGUGUGCGCGUGUUUCAUCCAGUUCGCUGUGAAAUUUUUCAUUCGCACUAGUCGUUAGAUCAAUAUAUAAUACCUAUAUUAUAUGAAAUGUAUAUUAACGUUAAGAUAUCGCAAUUAAUCGGGCCUAAGUUCGUUGUAACAUUAAUGAAAGACAGAAACGCAUAUAUGUUAUAAAUAUAUAUAUAUAUAUAUAUACAUGGAUAUGACUAAUAUUAUAAAAAUUGAAAUCUGGCAAUUAUGAUUCUUUUCGAAAUGACACCGAUAUGAAUACAAAAAAAAUACAUAAAUUUUUGAACGUGUCUUUCAUUGAUAAUCUUUGUGUAUAUUAUUAUAUUCUAUGAUUCUGUUCAUAGAGUGAUUCUCAUAGAGUGUUAUAUUUCUUGUAUAUGUAACGUGUUACGAACGCCAUAUAAAUCACGAUUUAUGUAUGCUCUUUGCCCCGACUGAGACAUGAGAAAAUACAUUUUCGCGAAAAAAGUCCUUCAUUUUUUGGACAAUUAGAAUUGUGGGUCAGAAAUGUAAUAUGUAAUAAUAUGAACAUGUUGAUAAAUGAACGUCUUUCCCUUCAAUGGUCAAAACAACAAAAGAAGAAAAAAAGGAAAAAAAAAAGAGUAUGAAGAGAAAAUAAAUCAUCAUGGUGUACUUCGGCAGUCCCCCUAUUUCAAAACAAC